Messenger RNA from Anolis carolinensis (green anole), 2691 nucleotides. RefSeq names its product sushi domain containing 2 (gene susd2). The record is from RefSeq and is a predicted model, not a curated record. The transcript has 14 exons. The coding region runs from base 137 to 2587 and encodes 816 amino acids. Lineage: Eukaryota; Metazoa; Chordata; Lepidosauria; Squamata; Anolidae.
GGGAGGGCUCUGCCUCCGCCACAGCCUCCGAAGGAAAGAAGCGAGGAAGGCACGAAGGGAGGACCUUUGAGCCUCCGCCGCGUCCGAAGUCCGUCCGUCCCGCACUUCCUCGGCUUGGCUCGUCCUGCCCUCCCGCAUGGCGGCCCCCUUCGCGGCCCCGGGGCCCAGGCUCCUCCUCCUCCUCCUCCUGCUGCUGCUGCUUCUGGGAGCAGGACCCUCCUCCUCCUCCUCCUCCUCCCCCCCUCCUCCCCGGUCUCCGUCGUGCGCGGGGCUGGGCUCGUGCUGCGCGGACUUCUGGCUGUCCUGCCCCGAGGCCUCGCCCUCCUCCGGGACCCUCCUCGGCGGGAAGGACUUCGCCCUCCGAAACCUCUCCCUCUCCGGAGUCGCCGCCGCCGCCGCCACCAUCCGGUGCCGGUUCGGGGGCACCGUGGUGACCGAGGGCUAUGUGGCGGCGGAUGGUGGGGUGCACUGUGUGUCUCCGCUGCUCUUCCGCCUGGGCCGACUCCCACUGGAGGUCUCCCCGGAUGGGGGCCGCUCCUUUCCCUGGAACUCCGCCUGGACCUCAGUCCACCACAACAAGGUGCCCACCUCGGAGAAGAGUGUCCUGGUGAACGAGACCCGCUGGCAGUACUACGGCACCCCCGGGACGGAGCCGGGCAACCUGACGAUCACCUGGCAGCCCCGCGACCUGGGCGCCUCCAUCCCGCGCGUCAACAUCGAGGUCUGGGGCUACACUGAGACAGGGAAGCCCUACUCCGCCAACUGGGCCGCCAAGUGGGAAUACCUCUACAGCCUCCAGAGAAACCACACCAAUUCGGGCACCUUCACCUUCCUGCCCGAACCCUCCGCACAACAUGGCCACUGGGAGCUGGGGGCCCUGCGCAUUUCCUCCAGCACCUCCCCCGAAGGCCAAAGCAACGUGGCCGCCAUCUGGAGCAAUGAGCACGCCAUGGCCUGGCACCUGGGAGGGGGCUUCCGGCAGGAUCCGGCUGCCUGGGCCACGGCCAAGUGUCACGAGUGGGACCGUCUGGAGAUGGCCCUCCCCAGCUUCCUGGAGGAGAUUGUGGACUGUCCCUGCACUCUGGCUCAGGCCCGGGCCGACACCGGCCGCUUCCACACAGACUACGGAUGCGACAUUGAGAAGGGGAGCGUAUGUACGUACCACCCGGGCGCCGUGCAUUGUGUGAGGGGCAUUCAGGCCAGCCCUCAGUAUGCGGCAGGCCAGCAGUGCUGCUAUGAUGCCACGGGGGUCCAAGUGCUCACUGGAGACUCCAUCGGGGGAAGCACGCCGGAUCGGGGCCACGACUGGGGGUCGCCUCCCUACCAAAAGCCCCCCCGGGUGCCCGGCUUCUCGCACUGGAUCUACGACGUCCUCAGCUUCUACUAUUGUUGCCUGUGGUCUCAGAACUGCCCCGUCUACUUCAAGCACCGGCCCUCCAGCGGAUGCCAGAAGUACCAGCCCCCCAGGGCAGCUUCGGCCUUUGGGGAUCCUCACUUCAUCACUUUUGACGGCCUGAAUUUCACAUUCAAAGGCCUUGGAGAGUACACUCUCUUGGAAUCUAGCCUGACCCUGCUGACGGUCCAAGGGAGAACCCGCCCAGCUAAGAGCCCAAAUGGGACGGAAGGAGCCGGGCCCAACGUGACGGGGCUCUGCGCCAUCGCCAUGCAGGAGAACGCCUCCGACGUGGUCGAGGUCCGCCUCCCGGAGGCUUCGGAGGAGCUGGAGGUCCUCUUGAACCAGAAGCCGCUCAACCUCUCUGAACAGACCUGGAUGGACCUGAAUGGGCUCUUCCUCUCGGUCUCCCCCGGGGGCGAAGGCCAAGGCCAAGGCGGCCUGGUGGUGACGGCCAUGUUCUCCUCGGGGGCCAGCGUGGUGGUGGGGGGCAGCCGGGCGCUGGCCGUGACGGUCCUGCUGCCGGAGGCCUUCACGGGGCGCACGCGGGGCCUCUUCGGGACCUUGAACGGGGACCCACGCGACGACCUGACCUUCCGCAACGGGACCGCCCUGGAUGCUGAUGCUGCAACCUCCCCGGAGCAGAUCCUGGCCUUUGGGGCCCACUGGUCAGUCCACAACGAGAGCGCACUCUUCGCCUACGACUCCGUAUCAUUGCGGGAGGAUUUCCUGUGGGGCCCAAAGCACCACGCCUCCUUUGUGCCGGACGCCCCUCCCCAAGAGGACCUCGCCGACCCCUUUACCCAGGCUGUGGCCAUGCUCUGCCGCUCCGAUCCCUCCUGCCGCUUCGACGCCCUCGCCACCCGGGACUUGGCCACCGGCAAUGCCACCCGGCAGGCACACCUCACUUUCCAGCGCCUCCAGGACAGCCUCCGGCCAGUGGUCUCCUGCGGCUGGCUGCCCACCCCUGAGCACGGGGCCAAGGACGGGACCAACUACCUGGCCGGGGCCACCGUCCACUUCCGCUGCGAGCCAGGCUUCCACCUGGAGGGCCCCCCCACGAGGCUCUGCCAGCAGGACGGCGCCUGGACCGGAAGUGCCUCCCACUGCGCCUCCGCUGCAGGCUCCUCGGGGCCCCUUCCCUCCACCCUGUGGCUCCUGAGCCUGGCGCUCUGCCUGGGGGCCUCGGGCUAGACGGGGAGGAGAAGCAGAAGGCAGAAGGCCGACAGCAGAAGCCUCAGGUGCUUCAGGUGCGUGGGGUGCUAUGAAUGCAAUAAAGCCAAGGCAGGAGGCCUGUG